AUGCUGCCGUCUCUUUCAAGGGAGAGUGCUAACACCACUCUGGUGACGCCGCAACCUGGGCAGGACGGAGGCAAUCGGGUUUCUUUUGGUUCAGUGGAGGAUGAUUCUUUUGGGAGGUUACAGGAAUCUCUUUUUGGGGAAGAGGAGGAUUUUGACGAACUCGAGGAUUCCCCAUGUCGAAGAUUACGUGGGAAACGCCCAGGAAGAACACGCUUGAUUUAUCUGAAUACUGGAAGUUCUACGUCUGGGGCAGAAAUUAGUGGUGAGGAUGAGCUUAAUGAAGAUAAUGAAGACGGGAGAGAUGAAGACAACGAAGACGGCGAUGACGAAGAUGACGAAGAAGACGGCAAGGAGGAUGAGGACGGUGAAGACGACGAGGAAGAAGACGUUCACGACGAUGAAUCUAUUCAGUCAAUAAAGGCUGAACCCUUACCUGUGACGCAACCAAAUCAUAACGACGGACAAAGCAACUUUUUAGAACGAUACCAACAUGAAAAUAAAUGGCUUGAAUUAAAAAGCAAACCCAUUCCAAAGUUGGAACCUGAUCGGAGCAAGUGGGUCGAUGAAUGGUUUCAAGCUUUCCAAGAGGGUGUCCGCUUGAAGAUUCCCCGUUUCGUCAAUGACGGAUCUAAAAUGGCCAUACUUGACUUUUUAGCUGCUGUCGACCUGCAAGAUGCCGAGACAUUAGGAGAAUUGAUAUUCAUGGGAUACAAAGCUGAUAUUGAACUGAGCGGGAUGUCAGAGACAUUCCACUUUGAAAGCAUCCUUCUCGACUUUAUGCUUCUGCGGUCCGAUAGAGAACCCGCCACCACAACCCAGGGCGAGGAUAAGUCUCACCAUAUCAAGGAAAUGGAUCAAAUCAGAGAAGACUGGUAUGGACUUUGUUUCAGCAAUUUCCCGUCCACAGAAUACGCUCUAGAUGCGUGGCUUGAAAAGUGGAGGUUGACCUACGACCGCGGUGUUGCCCUAAAGAUCCCAUCAUUCAUUGAGGACAAUGGCAAAGAAGCUAUAUACACCUUCCUCUAUCGUGUCAAAAACGAAACAGGAUUUUCUUGGUUUCUUCCAUGUUAUCGCUCUGAACUGGAAUUUAACGAUCCUGUCCCAUCUUUUGCUAGUAUUCUUGAUGAUUUCCAGCUUGAGUGGAUAGGGCAUAAGGAAGUCGCUGAGGAAAAAGCGGCCGAAGCGAAGAAAAAGUGCGUCUGCGGACUGAAGAACCACCAGAAAUGGGUUGAAUGUUACUACCUCAACUCAUCAAUCAGGCCAGAAGGAUGGAUACCAAAGACUACGGUUAUGGCCCGCAUCGAUGAACAAGCAAGAACCGACAGAAAGCUCAAGAACUUCAUCCGAAAACACAGAAAGAAGCAAUCUCCGCCCCCACCAGAACAAGAAGAGCCGAAAAAAGAAGAGAAGCCGAAAGACGCGGAGACAGAGGAAGAGAAAGAAGCAAAACGCGGUCCAAUCCAAGUCAUAUUCCCCCAUCUUUCGGGCGAAGCCCUCGAAACCAACGAAAAGAUAAAAACCAGCUUUUUCGUCUUCAAGGAUUCGCCAAUCCAUUUCUGCAACGACCGUAGCCGAUUCAUGACUUUCAAACAACGCGAUCCGACCUUGCCACAAAACAGGAUCCAUUGUAUGGAUCCCUUCAAGACUACUAUCGGUAUACACGGAGUCGGGCGCGUAAAAGUUAAAGCGACAACGCCCGAUGGGGUUGAGAAGGGCGUUCAUAUAGAAUUGCACGAGGUCAAAUAUUGCCCAGAGGCACCGUGGAACGCGAUAUCGAUAGACCUAUUUAACUCCUGGAGAUAUUAUUUUGAUGAAGUGAAGCUUAUGUUCUACUACAUCACAAACAAAGAGCGCAAGUAUUUUGCGAAAGUGGAAGAGAGAUUUGGUCGACGGAUGCUCGAGUAUAACCUGGUUGAAUAG
Messenger RNA from Talaromyces amestolkiae, 1920 nucleotides. RefSeq lists its product as uncharacterized. The record is from RefSeq and is a predicted model, not a curated record. The transcript has a single exon. NCBI's taxonomy places the organism in Eukaryota, Fungi, Ascomycota, Eurotiomycetes, Eurotiales, Trichocomaceae. Bases 1 to 1920 code for a protein of 639 amino acids.